AUCAGGCUACCUUGUACCACCUUGUACCACCUGCAACAACAGGCUAGCUCACCCCCUUGGAUUCAAGAUGGCUGCCCCUCAGUAUUGGCUCUCUCUUCUGGUCCUCUCCUGCUGCGUAGCUCUCUUGCUGCCACCCUGUGCUCAGGGGGCCCCACAGGAGCCAGUGUACCCUGGUGAUGAUGCCACCCCCGAGCAGAUGGCCCUGUAUGCUGCAGAGCUUAGAAGAUACAUCAAUAGGCUGACCCGGCCCAGGUAUGGGAAGAGAGCAGUGGGCCAGAGAAUGUACCACGACGGCGUGGAUUUCUUGGAGUAGAUGGUUCUGCUGCGGCAUUCUCAGGACAUCUGGUCAGCUGAAACUUCAGUGUUUCUGGCCCAUUCCCUUCUACCCAUUUCCAGAGCCCUGUAGGCGGUCCCCGCCCUAGCUCCGAUGGCCCAGGUAGACCUGAGCCACAGAAUUCUAUCCCCACCCCUAAACCAAACUUAAUAAA
Molecule: messenger RNA, 488 nt
Organism: Dromiciops gliroides (monito del monte)
Lineage: Eukaryota; Metazoa; Chordata; Mammalia; Microbiotheria; Microbiotheriidae
Gene: PPY
Product: pancreatic polypeptide
Exons: 4
Coding region: 68-313 (81 amino acids)
Biological process (GO): feeding behavior; neuropeptide signaling pathway
Cellular component (GO): extracellular region
Molecular function (GO): neuropeptide Y receptor binding; neuropeptide hormone activity
Source: RefSeq, a predicted model, not a curated record